AUGGCACAAGACGAGGCGGCGGCGGCCGAACCCGUCGUGUCGUUGCCUGUCUAUGUAUCGGCAUCGGUGCCGCCUAGCUCGCGCCUGGAACUUUUUCAAUACCCAUUGUACGCGCGCGGUCGUCCGCUUCCUGUGCCUGCGACGGCCGCGCAGCGUGGUCAGCGUGUGACGAGUCGGUGGCGGCCGCAUGCCAACCGCGUCGAGAUGGAGAUUCCAUUGGAUAUGCGCGAGACUGUGUACAACCAUGAUCGCGGCAUGGAGUGGGCUGAGAACUCUGCGAGUAUGGGUGUAAUUCCGACGCCUGGCGAGUCGACCGUGAAGCAGGAAGACCGUGCCAUGGAUGCGCCGUCGCGGUUUGACCGUAUGCGCCUCGAAAGUCAUGCUGUGCCGAACGCCACGCAUUAUAUGGUAGGCACAGUGCGGGAUGGUGAGCUGCAUCUUGUGCCGCUUGAUGCGGUACUGCAGCUGCGUCCGUCGAUGCAACAUGUGGACUUGAUGAGUCAGGCCGAGGACCAGAACCGACGCAUGCCGACGUCAGACGAUGAGGGCGAUGCCCAGGACGCACGCCGCGCUCAUGUGGUUCCGCUGAAUGUAUCUAUGCGCACGGAAGCCCAAGCGCGCACGGCGCUGACACCGCGCUUUGGUGCACAGGCCUCGUCUGGGCUAGCGACACAGCGAGAUGCCGAGGCGGAGCGGUGGGUCGACUUGCGCUUCAGCGAGGCGCAAGGAGCAGAUCAGCUGCUGGCUCAGCAGCGCGAGCCGCUCGCGUGUACGACGCACAUUCGCGACCUCUUCUAG
Molecule: messenger RNA, 798 nt
Organism: Malassezia restricta
Lineage: Eukaryota; Fungi; Basidiomycota; Malasseziomycetes; Malasseziales; Malasseziaceae
Product: DNA-directed RNA polymerase III subunit RPC5
Exons: 1
Coding region: 1-798 (265 amino acids)
Biological process (GO): DNA-templated transcription
Cellular component (GO): nucleus; RNA polymerase III complex
Source: RefSeq, a predicted model, not a curated record